Prunus dulcis (almond) is the source of this 2204-nucleotide messenger RNA. RefSeq names its product O-fucosyltransferase 1-like. The coding region runs from base 77 to 1630 and encodes 517 amino acids. NCBI's taxonomy places the organism in Eukaryota, Viridiplantae, Streptophyta, Magnoliopsida, Rosales, Rosaceae. The record is from RefSeq and is a predicted model, not a curated record. Gene Ontology annotation, cellular component: endosome; trans-Golgi network; cytoplasm. The transcript has 10 exons.
UUCAAUCACCGAAAUUAAAGAAAGAGAGUGGCGGUUGAAGUGGACUGUGCAAGAAAGAAGCUCAAUUUCUCAAACAAUGCGAAGACCGGGGCUUUAUAAUCGGCAGCAUGCGAAGCAAGCAGGAGCGGUGAAGGGCAUGAUUGGGAGGCUAUUGAUCGCUGUUCUGGUUGUCAUAUGCACCAUUUCGUUCCUGGUUUUGUGGACGAGCAAUGGCGGUGGUCCAUCCGGCUUUCGCCCUGAGUUGAACUUGGAUAAACUUUGGAGAAGUGCUGAUUCUGGUGGUUGGAGACCAUCAUCAGCUCCACGAUCUAAUUGGCCUCCUCCACCUAGGGAGAUUAACGGCUACCUACGAGUGCGCUGUAAUGGUGGUCUCAAUCAACAACGUACAGCGAUAUGUAAUGCUGUUCUUGCAGCAAGAAUCAUGAAUGCUACACUUGUGCUGCCUGAAUUGGAUGCAAACUCUUUUUGGCAUGAUGACAGUGGUUUCCAUGGUAUCUAUGAUGUUGAGCAUUUUAUCAUGUCAUUGAGGUAUGAUGUAAAAAUUGUAGAAAAAAUACCAGAAAUUCGCAAAAAUGGGAAGACAAAGAAGAUAAAAGCUGUACAGCUUCGUCCUCCUAGAGAUGCUCCUAUCAGUUGGUAUACUACGGAUGCUCUUGCGAAAAUGAAGGAGCAUGGUGCUAUUUAUCUUACUCCCUUUUCACAUCGUUUGGCAGAAGAAAUUGACAACCCUGAGUAUCAACGUUUGAGGUGCAGAGUGAACUAUCAUGCUCUGAGAUUUAAGACAAAUAUAAUGAAGCUAAGUCAGUCAAUAGUUGAUAAGCUUCGCUCACAAGGUCACUUCAUGUCCAUACAUCUUCGUUUUGAAAUGGAUAUGCUGGCAUUUGCUGGCUGUUUUGAUAUUUUCAACCUCAAAGAGCAAGAGAUUUUGAAGAAAUAUCGGAAAGAAAAUUUUGCCCCAAAGAAGCUUGUGUAUGAGGAAAGAAGAGCCAUUGGAAAAUGCCCAUUAACUCCAGAAGAGGUUGGUCUUAUUUUACGUGCAAUGGGGUUUAACAAUUCUACCAGGAUAUACCUAGCUGCUGGUGAACUAUUUGGUGGAGAGAGAUUCAUGAAACCGUUCCGGACUUUGUUCCCUCACCUUGAGAACCACAGUUCUGUAGAUCCCGUAGACGAGCUAGCAGAAAAUACCCAGGGAUUGUUAGGGUCUGCGGUGGACUACAUGGUUUGCCUCCUCUCUGAUAUUUUUAUGCCUACAUAUGAUGGCCCUAGCAACUUUGCCAACAAUCUCCUUGGACACCGCCUAUAUUAUGGCUUCCGGACCACAAUUAGACCCGAUAGGAAAGCUCUUGCUCCAAUCUUCGUUGAUCUAGAGAAGGGACGGACAACUGGUUUUGAAGAAGUUGUUAGGCAAGCCAUGCUCAAUACUAACCUUGGCGGGCCCCACAAGCGGAUUCCCCCUGAUUCUUUCUAUACAAAUUCUUGGCCCGAAUGUUUCUGCCAAACAUCUCCAAAGAAUCCAGCACAUAAAUGUCCACCAGAUAAUGUUUUGGAAAUUCUUAACAGCCAGUUGGGUGAAGCAACUGAUGACCUGGAAUCCGUGCCCGAAUCAAAUUCAAUAAUAUCUGUGGCAUAAAGAUGAGAAAGUAGUCUCAGGAUUUAUAGCGGGUGAUUGUUCCAUGCCAAUACUGAUGAAUCCCUGUCCGUGUAAUUGACAAGGAAUGGCUUUCCAUAAUAAUACUCUGCCUUCAGUGACUCUGGUCUUGUGGUGAGUUGAGACAGGAUCCAUGUUGGUUGGAGGCAGGUUCAUGUUAUAUUGGGGUUCACGCCAUGGUGAUUCAGUAUAUCGAAAAAGAAGUUGACACUGCUGGAGGACGCAUGAGCCAAGCCAUGUUGAUAGUUGCAGAUUUGUUAUGCUGUGAUCUAAAAAUUUACUUCUGAUUAGUGAUAUUGUAUUAUAUUUGAUUGACUCCCUUGUAUGUUUCUGCCAUGUCACAUGUGUGACUAAUCAUAUAAGAUUUUCAGUCUUGCCUUACAAAAAUGCUACAUUAAGUGUUAAAUUACUUGGUAAGCUCAUUCUGGUUUUGAUCCAUUUUGAAAAGCUCUAGCUUGGACUUUUGAGUGAGCUCGUAAAUGAACUGUAGUUUCGAUACAUACAUUUGAUGUGCAAUUCGAAUCAAGGAUUGGGAAAAAAUAAAAAUAAAUUAGCA